Molecule: messenger RNA, 5051 nt
Organism: Thunnus maccoyii (southern bluefin tuna)
Lineage: Eukaryota; Metazoa; Chordata; Actinopteri; Scombriformes; Scombridae
Gene: bin1a
Product: myc box-dependent-interacting protein 1
Exons: 19
Coding region: 241-2109 (622 amino acids)
Cellular component (GO): synaptic vesicle; cytoplasm; plasma membrane
Molecular function (GO): phospholipid binding; tau protein binding
Source: RefSeq, a predicted model, not a curated record
CUGUCACGGACGCGCACACAGCAGCUCAGCAUUAGAGAAAUACAACCUAGCAUUCUGCAUAACAUCUUCCUACAGAUACAGCACAGCAUCACAGAAUACAUACAUACAUACAUUCAUCACCAUUAUUUCUCAACUGGAUAUUGAUGAAUUUGCCUAAACGGUCGCCGUAGCGGUCCAACCGAUCGUUAUUGCUUUUUAUUUCCUUCAUCCCCGCAUCCAAAGACUGAUCUGCGCUGUAAGAUGGCUGAGUUAAAUUUGGGGAAGGGGCUGACUGCAGGGAAAGUGGCCAGCAACGUACAGAAAAAGCUCACCAGAGCCCAAGAAAAGGUUCUUCAGAAGCUUGGCAAAGCAGAUGAGACCAAAGACGUUGCCUUCGAGGAGGGAGUUAUCAACUUCAACAAACAAUAUACUGAAGGCAGCAAACUGCAGAGGGACCUAAGGGCAUACCUGGAGGCCGUGAAAGCCAUGCACGAGUCCUCCAAAAACGUGCAGGCGUGUCUGGCUGACAUGUAUGAGCCAGAGUGGUAUGGCAAGAACGAAGUGGAUUCCAUUGUGGAGGACUGUGAUGUCCUGUGGACUGACUACCACCAGAAGUUGGUAGAUCAUGCUCUCAUCUCCAUGGAUACCUACUUGGGCCAGUUCCCUGAUAUCAAGGCUCGUAUAGCUAAGAGAGACAGAAAGCUGGUCGAUUACGACAGUGCCAGGCACAACUAUGCCACUACGCACAAGACCAAGAAAAAGGAUGGGGGCAUUAAAAUCACCAAGCCCUCCUCUUUGUUGGAGAGGGCAACCCCAGGCUGGGCUCAGGGUAUCCUGUCUGCACACAAUGUUGCCCAGAGCAGCUUGUCCAGGAGCCAGGCCGAGGAGGAGUUGGAGAGAGCCCAGAAGGUGUUUGAAGAGAUUAAUAUUGACUUACAAGAAGAAUUACCUUCACUCUGGAACAGUCGUGUUGGGUUUUAUGUCAGCACCUUUCAGAGUUUGGCCGGUUUUGAGGAGAAGUUUCACAAGGAAAUGGGUCGGUUGGAUCAGGAUUUGUAUGAUGUCUUGGUGACACUGGAGAGAACAGAGACAAGCAGAAAGACAGGUAACAGCGGCGCCUCAGCAUCAGGAGCAAAUAGGAGUGGCAAAGAAGCAUCUAACCACACUCUCAGGCCAGGAGGACCACCCCCAAUCCCCAAAUCUCCAUCCAAGCUAAAGCCAGCAGUGCCUCCUCCACCCAAGGUUACCCCGUCUAAGGAUCUGAAAACAGAGAACAUCAUCAACCUGUUUGAUGCUGCGGCUACCCCUGAUAUCAGCGUCACCUCCCCUACAGAGCCUGCAAACUGGGACUCAUGGCAUGAGGACAAUGGUGCCCAGGAAGAGGACACCAAGCAGCACUAUGACCCUGUGGCUGCUUCUUCAGAGGCCUGGGGGGAUGAUGGUUCGCAGCCUGUCCGCUAUGACCCCAUAGCAGCUGCCCAAGAGGGCUGGGGGGAUGACGGAACCCAGCCAGUUCGCUAUGACCCUGUGGCUGCGGCUCAGGAGGAAUGGGGGGAUGAUGGGAGCCAGCCAGCUCAUUAUGACCCUGUGGCUGAGGCCCAGGAGGGCUGGGGCGAUGACGGGAGCCAGCCGGUCACAGAGGUGCCUGCAGCAGAGGUGCCUGCAGCAGAGGUGCCCGCCGCAGAGGAUGAAACACCUGCAGCUGAGGCUCCAGCUGACGCCACUGAGGAAGAAGCUCCCCUAGCUGCUGCUGCUGCUGCUGCGGCGUUGGAUAAUGAAGAGGGUCAGGGUGAGUCUGCAGCAGCUCCUGCAGAAACAGAGGAGGUUGAAGCAGUGACAGUGAGUGAGGAAACACCUGCAGUAGUGGAGGAAUCAACAGAAGUAGCACCGGAGCCUGCAGAAAUGCCCCCAGGCUUCCUGUUCAAGGUCCAGGUGAUGCAUGAUUACGCUGCUAAUGACACAGACGAACUGGAUAUGAAGGCUUCGGACGUGGUGCUAGUAAUCACCUUUGACAACCCUGAUGAACAGGAUGAGGGCUGGCUGAUGGGAAUAAAGCAGGAUGACUGGCUGCAGAACAAAGAAAAUGCCACUAAAGGGGUAUUCCCCGAAAACUUCACCCAGAGGCUGUAAAAGAGGAGGACAGGACAUCAUUCCAGCUUCCUUCUUUAUGUCGCUCUUCCGUAUGCCUCUAUCCUUCCUCCCCUUUCUUGCCCUGUAUCUUUACUAGGACUUUGGCCAUAGAAGCAGAGCUGUCACAGCCCUGGCUGAAAUCAUGCAUUUCUAAGGUCUGCUACACUGUGCUAAAAGUGGAUCUUGGCAUUUCUAUGGAUUUCUGCCAAAAAUUUAAAAAUUACAGAUGUAGCCCUUUCACAGGUCCCAUUUUUUUUAAUUGUCUAAUUGUCGUGCUACAUCUGCAUUGUUGCUGCUCCACUGAUCCUGGUCAUACAGGAUAGACGCAGGUAUGGGUACCUCUGCAAUGGCUAUCACUGUAAUUGCAUUAUAAUGUUUUAAUAUUUGUCAUGUCUCAUUAUAAACUCUCCAAGACAUGUUCCACCACCAUAACAGAGAAAAUGUAAACUGAGACAUGCUUUUGUUCAUCAGACAGUGAGAGAUUGAGAACAAUGCCAAGUGUAGCAGAGUAUCCCUUCCACACACACAUGCCCUAAAAUUUUAUUUUAUGAGGGAUGGGGGGGUGUUAUCAUUAGAACCAGGCUGAGAUGAAGGUAAACACAAACUGAGUAGAGAUUAGAAACAUUCAGCCAGCAGAGAAACACACUGAAAAACCAGAACUAACUCCCAGCUUGCACAUUCACCCCAGUCAAAAUGCAAAACUCUCAAAGUGGCAUGUUUGAAAACACAAUAUGUAAGAGGACUGUAGCUAAACAGCACAUUAACAGUGAGAAAUUUAGAUUUUUUUAAACAACAGUCUAAUCAACACCUGGGUUUGAAUCUAGCCACACUUGUUGAGGCAGAUCUUUGUUUUCUAAAACUAAAAAAACUCAAAAAGUCUGGAAUUCCAGAGGAAUGCGUUUGAUUUGCUGUGAGUUAGAAAAUGCUCACAUAGACAUAUCUGAAUAAGGUGUUCAAUAGCAUGCAGUGCACUGUUGUCUGACUAAAAUGUAUCUGAUAAUAAGGUUUAACAUGGCCACUGUGAGAAUGGGCUCUUUCUAUUGGUGAAUCCAAAAACAUUUACUGAUUAUAUACAAUAUAACUUUUGAAACAAAUCUCUGUUUUGGCAAUUUUGGUCACAUGUGUAGCUAUAAAGUGUCAUUUCUCUUGGUGGAGGGUGAGGCAUAGCGGGGGGUGUAAACAUUGCAGUUCUGGUGUCAGGGUUUCCAGUAUUUGUAUUUCCUAUUUACUAAUCUACAAUCACUCAAAUGAAUAGUCCUGGACUUCUGCUGCUGACACAAUUCUAGCUGAACACAUCCAGUCCAUCCUUUAAUUCCUACUUUAAAUAUUUACGUGUUAAACAUGGGCCCUUGGUUGUUGUAUUAGUUUAGCGUCAAUGGUGGUAUAAGUAGUACAAACCUGUUAAAAUCCAAAUAAAUUUACAUGCGGUUAACUUUUCAUCGGACAACAAUCCAAUGUAAAAAAAAUGGUUUCAGAGUCUUGUAGGAUUUUUUUAUCUCCUCAAUGUUGAAAUUAAAGUUGUCUGGAGUUAUGUCAUGUGGGUAUGAAAGACACCUUCUUAAUUAUUUAUUUUUUUGAUGUGGGUUUCCAAAUAUGCAUUAGCCAGGCUCGCUAAAACAGCAAGCCGACAAACUACACCGAUGAGAAGCUGCUAAUGUUAGUACAAUAGUUAGGCACAUAUGAUUACAACAUAAUGCUAAUCAAAUAUAUAAUAACUGAGCCAGCCUCGUUCAUUUUUAAGAAAUGUGCCGAAAACAAUUCCUUCUGUUUGCAUAGAGACAACUUAACUCAAAUGCAGAAGAUUCAGAAUAUGCACCAGAGCAACUCAUUUUAUUUUUGUAUGCUGCCAAGCAACAAUUACAUAUAGCCUAAUGUAACUUUAUCAACAUAAUUGCCAACUGAGGAUGUGAUGGAGUGUUUUGUACGUCUGUCAGGUUUACUAGCUGCGUUCAUAGGUAGUUAAACCUAUAUCACAUUCAGUCAUUCAUUUAAUCACUGACUCAAAAGAGAUUCACAUUUCUCAUGAUGUUAUUAACAUGUAAUAAGUGAGAGAAAAUGUAUGUGUGUACGAUUGUGGGUAUGUGUGUGUGUGUCAAUGGGUUGUUGGGAAACAUAAAUUAUUCAUCAAUAGGCUAAUGUUAUUGGACGAUGUCACCACCGCCUGACAGGGGAGGAGAUUGUUCGUUUUACAGGAAGCUUUUCUCACCAGACAAAGGCAACUCAAAACGUAUUUGGGUCUUUUUCCACUGGCUGGUAUUAUGGUUCCAGGUGUUAUUGUGCAUUUGUUGUGUAUAAGUGUAAUUUUGCCAAGCAGUGAUGACAGUUACAUAUUCUAUAAAGACAUUCAUAUCUGUAUGUGAGUUACUGUGUGCAUGCUGACUUCCCAUGUAUUGUUGUGUGAACACCCUUAAUUUAAGACAAUGAUACUUGGGUUACAUUUGAGGCAGUUGAAACAGGCAAAUUUUUUUAUUUUUUAUUAUCCAUUUGAUUAAUCUUAGUAAGGGGGAUGGUCGGUGGUUACAUACUGUAUGGUUUUCCACCAUUCCUCCUUCAAUUGCUGGUUGUCCAUCAGCCUUGCCUCAAAAUGUUACCAGUGUAUCGUGGUCCAAACAGAAAUAAACAUGAUUAUAUGGAGACAGGACACAUAGAGAGGAAAUCCAAACCACCAGACUCAGGUGGACAAAUUUUCUAAUUGUUUUCAGUAUUUUAACCACUUGAGAUGUGCAUGAUUUUUUCAUGUGUAUUUAAAAAGCCUCACAUGUGAGAUCAUCACCUGCACAUUUGGGUAAAACCGAUCACUUUUCAUAUUUAUUUUUUCAAAUUUUAUGUACUAUAUAACUUGAUGAGUGUUUUACCUGGGUCUGGUUCUCUAUCUGUCUUAAUGGAUCAGUCUCCUGUGAAGAGCUAUGGGAUAAGACAAAAAGGUUUUUCCUGUACCUAAC